This is a messenger RNA of Aspergillus wentii DTO 134E9, 406 nucleotides long. RefSeq names its product PE repeat family protein. The transcript has a single exon. The record is from RefSeq and is a predicted model, not a curated record. Lineage: Eukaryota; Fungi; Ascomycota; Eurotiomycetes; Eurotiales; Aspergillaceae. The coding region runs from base 119 to 364 and encodes 81 amino acids.
AAGAACAAUAAGAAUAAGAACAAUAACACCGCCAAUCGAGCCCCGGUAAACAAUAACGCAGCUGCUGCCCCUGCUGAGCCUGAGCCCGUCCCCGAAGCGGCGGUUGAGUCCGCAGAAAAUGGAGCUACCACAGUAUGCACAACUUCCCAAGUUUGAAUAUCAGACAUUCGAGCGUCAAUACCAGACCUUCGACCGUCAUACCUUGCAAUCUUCGUUUUAUCCUGUCAAUGAUUCCUCUUCUUCCGAUCUGACGCCCGAUAAUAAGGAUCAGGACAACAACCCCGCCGAACCUGCCCCUCCCGCUGAAGAUGCCCCAGUAGAUGAAGGAUCAAGUAGCCCCCCCGCCGAGGCCGGAGGUGAGUAAAACCUACAACUUCUUUUCCUAACUCCUCUGGAGGGAUGUGGA